CCUUUGGUUCCACGGUUGUCAGGGCCAGUCUGCUGUUGCUGCUGCACCUUGGGGAGCUGCUCAUGCUGAUGCUGGAGAACACAGCAAAAGAAUAAUGCUGUGCUUUGGCACCUGUCGAGCCUGGAUCUUCAUGGUCCUGUUCCUGCUUUGUAGCAUCCAUUCAUUUCUUGCAGCACCAAUUCAUCCUGGUUCAGAACAGAGUGCAGAGGCACCCAGCAAACCUAACAUGACAAUGAAAGGUGUAUUUGAAUCUUUCUUAAGCUUCUUCAGACCAAUGACUUGCCGCCUCAGCAGUGAGCGACUCUUAACAACUCCUUGUACUGUAGAAGGCCUGAACAUGUCUGAAUGCUCAAAAAUUCACUGCUGUCCUCUCAAAAUUGGCCAUGAAGAGCAGUGCUACAUGCCAGUGAGAGAUGAUGUGCAGCUGGCCAUUCGAGUGAUUUUGCUUACUGGAGGAGGAUUUUUGACUUUGGGAUUUCUACCAAUCUGUUGCUGUGCCUUUUUGCAGAGAACUCCGUGUAUCAAUCCUUUACGAAAGAUAAGUAAAAAAGUACAGAAAAUUGCAAAGGAGAGAAGAGCAUUUGAUGAAAAGACUCCUGAUGAAGAGAUUCAUCGCCACUUACUGGACUGACUUAAGAAAGAACCAAAAGGACAAAAAAAAGAAGGAACAUCCACCUGAUCCUGAAGAUCAGUCAGAAGACAUCAGGAUUAUUGGACUAUCUCCUAGAAAAUGACACAUUUCAUUUUAGAUUUGAAGUAAUACAAAGUUGUUAACCCUUGAUUAUAGUACUGAUUUUGCAGUAAAAGUUUUUUUCAUUCUA
Oenanthe melanoleuca is the source of this 821-nucleotide messenger RNA. Its product is annotated as fmr1 neighbor protein-like. The coding region runs from base 95 to 631 and encodes 178 amino acids. The record is from RefSeq and is a predicted model, not a curated record. The transcript is spliced from 7 exons. Lineage: Eukaryota; Metazoa; Chordata; Aves; Passeriformes; Muscicapidae.